AUGGCCUUUGCCGACACGAGAAAUUGGAAGCACAAUUCGGAACCGAGGUAUCCGCGGGUAGUCCUGGCCAAAGCUUCCCGCAGAUUAAGCAUGAAUGCUGCUCUCAAGACUCAUGAGUGGUCCAGCAAGUGGAAAAAUGGGACCGUAGUCUCAUUGAAGUAUCACCGGUGGGAUAGCGACAGGCCAGCCGGCACCGAUAUCACCAGCGCGGAAGCUCUUCGCGUGGACCACUCACAUUAUCCCCAACAGGGAUCACAGCAUCCAUGCACCCAGACCCAUAUCUCUGAAGAUUGGGCUUCAGUGCACACCAUUGCAUGA
Molecule: messenger RNA, 318 nt
Organism: Paracoccidioides brasiliensis Pb18
Exons: 2
Coding region: 1-318 (105 amino acids)
Source: RefSeq, a predicted model, not a curated record